AUGGUAGCUCCCAAGAAAACGAUUCGAGUAGGCUAUGUGCCAGAACAUUACCUCGCACCCCUCCAUCUCGCAAUUUGCGACCCCUCCUACGCGGACCUCCCUUUUGAGCUGGAGCUUAUCUCAUUUCCCUCCGGAACAGGGCAUAUGAUCACAUCCCUCCGCUCCAACGAGAUUGAUAUCGGUAUCGGUCUGACAGAGGGCUGGAUCGCGGGGUUGACAGGCAAGCAGCAAUUGGAAGCCAGCAAGGCUGCAGGUGACGAUGGCGGGUAUAGAAUUGUUGGGMAAUGGGUUGAAACACCAUUGCGCUGGGCAAUUGUGACUGGCAGGAAUAGAGAGAAUAUCAACGGGGUUAGCGAUUUGAAGGAUUCGCGUGUUGGCGUGAGCAGAUUGGGGAGUGGAUCACAUAUAAUGUCCUUCGUCCUCUCGCAACAACAAGGCUGGGCGGUCGAAAGCCUCAAACCCGCCAUUCUCGGUCCCUUCGCCGAUUUGAGAGAAGGCGUCUCAUCAAGCGGCGCAUCCCAAAAGGCGGACUUCUUCAUGUGGGAGCAGUUCACUACAAAGCCAUACUUUGAUCCCGUCGUGCCAUCGACGACUCCGCCGCCGCUUAAGAAGAUUGGUGAGAUAUAUACGCCCUGGCCCUCGUGGCUUAUUGUGGCGUCUACAAGGUCGUUCCAGACACCGGAGAGCGAUGAGACGCUGCAGGCCUUGUUCGGCCUGCUUGAUAAGGGUAUUGCUACGUUUGAGAGCAAGACAGAGGAUGUUAUCAAGUUGCUCGGUACAGGGGACUUUAAAUGCACAUAUGCCGAAGAGGAUGCGAGGAAGUGGUUGGAAGCGACACGAUUUGUCAAGACUACAAGGGGUUUGAGUAGCGAGAUUGUGCAAAAAACGGUUGAUGUGUUGAAAAUUGCGGGGGUUAUUGAUCCGGAUCUGCCUCUCAGUGAUGCUGUGCAGAGGGUUACUGGUGUUUCCAGAUAG
This is a messenger RNA of Talaromyces amestolkiae, 975 nucleotides long. RefSeq lists its product as uncharacterized. The transcript has 3 exons. Lineage: Eukaryota; Fungi; Ascomycota; Eurotiomycetes; Eurotiales; Trichocomaceae. The coding region runs from base 1 to 975 and encodes 324 amino acids. The record is from RefSeq and is a predicted model, not a curated record.